Molecule: messenger RNA, 597 nt
Organism: Parathielavia appendiculata
Lineage: Eukaryota; Fungi; Ascomycota; Sordariomycetes; Sordariales; Chaetomiaceae
Exons: 1
Coding region: 163-483 (106 amino acids)
Source: RefSeq, a predicted model, not a curated record
AGAGGCGUACGGGAUAAAACAAAUUCUAAGGUUGGACGUCAUCUUUUGCACUUCGUUCUUUUCUCUUAUUGACUAUCCAGUGUGCUGGGGCCCCAAGUUUCCGGCCGCGACGGGUUGCGCCGCAGACACGCCGCAUAGUGACUGGACCACUCAGAAGCAAGGAUGGGGUUGGUGUGCGUUGACCUUGAUUGUCAUAAAACCGUGGCCGUUAUUGACGGCCGCCGAUCGAACCGGCCCAGGCCAAAUGCCGAACAUGCCCCACUUCCCCGGCCGAAUCUCCGGCCGGUUCCGGGUAAUGGGCCGGGGCAGGCUCCAGACACCCCUCAAACGACAGAUCAGGAUGACGCACCGGAGUGCCAUACUUCGUCCGAUAUUCGAACUUCCCCCCAUGAUGUAGUUCCAGCACCGCGUAGACAUCUGGAGCGUUUGAUCAACAUGGCCAUCGCCGUCGCCCAUGGGGCCACGCUAGGUCAUGCCUGUUAGCAAUUUCAGGAAACCGGACAUUGAAAAUUGGAUGCUAUGUCUGAUCAUCGCUGACUGGUUUAGCUUCAAUAGCCACCGCCUCCCUGUUGACGUUUUCUUCUCCAACUCCCCUGC